AUGAGUGGAGCAUCACCAGAGCAGCACGUUAUUGCUGCUCGCUCGCACGAGGUGCAUGUAAAUUUCUCCAACGAUGAAUUGGAACUUCCUCAUGCAGCGAUCGCGGUGGCAUCUGACAGUGGUGGUGCUCCCCGCAUGUCUAGGCGGAUUCAUUUUGUGGACGAUGGGAAGCUCUUUGAAGGGCAUUUGACCGUGCAGCCGCGUAGCCUGAAGCUUAUCAUUCAGCAUCUUCUCGACCACGCGGCGGAGCAAGCGGUGGUGGUCCGCGAUCUCCAGGACCAGGUGAGCAACCUGCAAUCGAGGGUUGUCAAGAUGAAUCGCGUCACCUUUUCGUCGCUGCCCGGUGGCAAAUCGCAGCCCGAUCCGGUCUCCGCCUCCGAAGACGUCGAAAAGCGCUUAAAACUACUCGAAGGGUUCAUGCAACUGUGGGGGGCGCAGCCGAAGGAGGUGCUCGAGUUGAUCGAGAGUCAUGGUGAUCCGGUGUUGAUCCCAAACCAGUACACCUCUUACUUAUUGGAUUUACCCGCCUUUCGGACGACGCGGCGGGAGGCUCGGACGUUCGCGGUAACGGCGGCCGCCUCCAAACCGUCAGGUGUUGCGAACCCUUCCCUUGCCAGCGCGGUGGGCAGCACGGGGCUCCUCCCGCAGCUUUCCAGCCGCUCGCGGAGCGCGUCGAGGCGACGAGGGGGCGACGAAGACGCCUUUGCCGCCGCCACCCCCACCCCUGCUGGAGGGGUGGAAAAAUCCGACGCGAUCGCGACCCGCGCGAUCGAAACCGCCACGGAGGCCCUUCAGCGGCUUCAGGAGUUGGAGGUGCAGUUCUACGCGCAGGCGAAAUCCCUGCCGGAAGGCGGGGGAGUGGUAGGGGGAGGGGGAGGGGGGGGGGAGGAGCAUUUUGGCAGCUCGAGAAUCGCGCCGCCGCCUCGUCCGGAGCGCCCUGGGGCGCACCCCGUGGUCGACCUUCAGGCCCGUCAGUAUAUCGAGGAGGUCGGGGAGUACGUCACGCGGCGGUUUGAGGAGUUGGAGGCUCGUUUGGAGCGGGGUGUGGGAUCGACCGCAGGGAACGCGACGCGAUCCCGCGGGGUUCGAGGGGAGGCACCAGUUCCCGCAGGAGAAGGGAAGUGCCCACGGCUCCAACCCCAAGCCCUCGCGCCCAACGCCUCGACGCUCCCGCUCUUAUCAGGUCCCCCGAAGGAGGCCUUUGGGGAUGCAGGGGAGCGGGAGGAUGGGAAUGCUUCACUCGAAUCCGUCGAGCGGCUGGAGCGCGGCGUGGAGAAGCGUUUUAGGGAGAUCAAUACGAUCAUUCAGAACCUCAUAGCUCAUGUGAUGGCGAACACCCAGGAAAACCAGAAGGCCACGACCGGAUCCUUCUCGCCGCAACACGACUCACAACCGAACGAGGAGGGCGAGGGUGGUACCACCACCAUCUUAGGCCGACGAAAACAUCGACCCUCACCAGGUGGUCGGCAAGAGAAUGCCAAGACGGAGCGAACACCCGCCGGCAACACCAGCGGCGCGACGGACUUAUGGAGCUCGAGGACUAACGUCAACACGCCUUUCCCUAUGACGGCGGGUAACCCGAACACCGCGAUGAUGCCCUUUUCUCGAUCGACGCCCACCCUGGCGGAUAAAGGGGUACGGGAGGACAUGGUUGUGCUGCAGGAUAGAGUCUGCGAGCUAGAGGAGUCGUUUGCAAAGCGGUGGCAGUCCUUUGAGGAGCGGCUUCGGAUUAUUGGUCGCGCGUCUAUGAACCGACCAACGCCGGUUUCGACCUCUUCGAUUGAUCGGAAGAUACGCGAGGACGUCUCAACAUCUUUAAUGCGUAUUCAGCAUCUAUCGCGAGAUGUCAUGACGCUGCAGCGGCGAUUGGAUUUGCUCACCGGUGCCGCACCUAACACGCAUGCGGGGUUGAACGAGGGGUUCACCUUCUCGCAUGAUGACAAGACCGAUAGGACUCUGCACGAGGACGCGCCGAACCCGUUUGUUGAGACGCUGCGGGAUAACUAUAUCACCCAAAUCGACAGCAUGGAAAAGGAGGUUCAGGAGCGCAUAACGAAGGUCAACCGCGCCAUCGCCUUGCUCAACAACGGGGCCCCCAACGGCGGUUCGGCCAACCGCGCUUUAGAAGGCAACCUCGACGGGGCGGCUGCAGAGCGGUUGCUCCAUGCUGCCGCGGAGAAUGGGGUCACCCCCGCCCUGGCGUCUCAUUCGGGCGGCGCCCGCCCACCUUCCUGCAUCGUGCUGCAUUCCACUGAGGAGGGGGAUGAGGCUGGGGAAAGCCAACCCAUGUCCUUUGUCCGGCCCUCGAAUUCGGGCUCCAAAGCCGCGUCCGAGUGGCUGCGGUUUUCGAAUGCCAAACCCAACGCUUACCUCUCUUCGACUAGGAUGGUGGGUUCAUACCCGACCGGGGUUGGCAUCGACAAGUCGGGCGGUACCGCUUCUCGGGCCCUUGCUUCCCACCGACUGCGGCCUCCAGACGCCGCCAUUUUUGGCAACUCGUUGGUUUCAAGGGAUGCGACUGUGAUGGGGUCCUCCACCACAGGAAAGGCCUUGGAUGGGGUUGAUUCAAUAUCGGCGACAAAAACGCGAUCGCCCACCACGUCUCCACCAAUGGAUGGGAUCAGUGGGGUACGGAUAGGGGCUGCAGCGCAGGAUGUUAUAGAGAACGCCGGUUUUGUGGCUUCCUCCGCAGAUGCCUGGGAAGGUCGUUCGAUGACUAAUCUACCAAUCUUAAUGUCAUCCCCCUUUGUGCACACCAAGCCCUGCGUAGUGCUGAACUGCGUGUGGUGCGCGCAAGAAGUAUCAUAA
This is a messenger RNA of Phytomonas sp. EM1, 2808 nucleotides long. The record is from the annotation of a GenBank genome assembly. NCBI's taxonomy places the organism in Eukaryota, Euglenozoa, Kinetoplastea, Trypanosomatida, Trypanosomatidae.